AUGGAGACCCAUGGCAAAGCUUCCGCUCAAGAAGACAUAACGAUAAACGAGUCUUUCGUACAAGGCGACUCCGGCGUACAGACUGUUGAUCUCAAUGGUACUUCGGAGCCGCCAGCAAGUACUGAGUCGAACCGAUGGACUGGAAUGAGGGACCAUAACAAAGCGUCUUUCACGCCAUCAGAGACACAAGUAGAUGAGUUGGCAGAUAGUGAAGCUAUCGCCGACUCAUCAGCUUCAGAGGUCGAAGGUAAUCCGUCACAGUCUAGCACUGCUCCAAUACAUACUGGCCCUCCAGCCUCUCCUAGGACGGCGCCAGGAUUUCGGGAUGCCAAAAUCGCCUUCGCCAUUGAUAUUUCUGGGAGUACCUGGGGGCCGGUCCUGGAGGCAGAAAUCAGAGCUGUUCGUGAGAUUUCUUCUCUCCUCCCCGGACCCACCAGACAGGAAGUUACUGUUCUACCAUGGAGUGACUUCGCACAUCUUCCAGCAAGGCUGCUCGAUCUCGACGAGCUGGAUCCCGACGGUGGAACAAGACCAAGCGUUAUCAUCGAUGACCCGGAAUGCCGAUACGCUCUCCAAGAGUCUUCUUUCUGGUUUCUGAUGACGGACGGUGAUAUUCUUCCUCCUGACGUCCGCCAAUUUGCUCGAGGCCUGGUUGAGUAUGGGCUGCAUGCUCUGGCAUCAGUAGUGGCGAUCUUUGGCGAGCGAGAACAGCCUCCUGCUCAAUGCAAUGUUUCGGUCGGUUUGUCAGUGUUUGCGGUAAGCCCGCACUGUGCCUUUCUGUACACGGACACCGCCACCUACCAGACGUAUGUUCUCCAGACCAAAGGCUGUUUCUCAGCCUUACUACCUCGAGGCAAGACGAACCCAAAACUCCAGGAUGAUACUCGCUGGCAAGAUCUCCCCAGGAUCUCCUAUGAAAACCUUGCGCGUAUCAAUGUCCCGCCCCGGCAAACUGUGGGCGCUGACGAAGUCGUACUCAGCGAUAACAGUCGGGUCAAUUUGUCUCGGCUUCUCUCGAACAGUGAGGUCAAUAUGGACGUAGCGCAUCAGAUUCUCGACAAUGAAGAUAAUGUCAAAACUGUCGCGCUAACGGCGAAGCUCAGAGGCCAGGCAGACGAGCUUCGCAAGUGGCUCGACGCCGUGGAGAGAACACACGAAGAAGCCUACCGUUCAGCAAGCAUGGAACAAAAGUCUACUGGACAGGACUCAAACCUCUUCACUAAUGCAAUCUCUCAGUUGAUGGCUGAGGAGACAAGCGACAGUGUCCGGCAUAGUCCCACACAAGUUAGACCCGUGGUCAUCCACAACAUGGCCCCUUUUCCUCCUCCUCCACCAUCACCCUUGGGCUCACCCCAAGCCAGUGACAGCCUUGCUGCCGUUGGCCUGUCAUCUCUCGGUCCCCUGGCACCUCCCAGUGUUGCGCAACAGUCACACCGUCGGACAUCCUCCGGAAUAUCACAUUGUCGCCGGGUCUCUGAAAAUAAUGACUCUAUUUCUGCAUCGAACAACAUAGGCAGCGUCGACUAUGACGUCUAUGCAGAUUACCUGUCACCUUUACCGCCCGAAACGAGCUUGUCUGCGACUCAACAAACGUUUAGGCGAGUAGACAGAUCUAGCUACUCCGAAAAUCUUUCCAUACCUGGAUUCCGAAAGCCUCAGUUCCAGAAAGACUUUUUCAGGGGCCGUUGUCCCCGAUGCGGAAGAGAAGAUCGUGUCCUUGCUCUUCUUUUGGGCCCCUGUGCGGAGGAUGGUCGUACAGAGAACUUUCCUCCUCCCCAGAGCUCAUCAAGGUUGUUCUACCCGCUCACCAUGGGCAACUAUCCGGAGACGGACAUCAUAUCUACGACAAUCCGCUGCGACCACUGCAGCUCUAGACUGUUGAAAAAUUCAUCGCUGCCGGACGAUAGGAAGUUUGAAGCUGCUUUGCCGCUUGUUUCGUUUGCCAAAAAUGAAGCAGCAUGGUUGCAGACCGUUAAUCUAGCUACUCAAAAACGGUUUUGCACCGAUGAUCUUAGCCUGAUCUUUCUGUCGAUUCUAUACACAAAGUUGGAGAGGCUGCUUGAUGAGGAACCGUCUGACGAAGCUUUCACACUUCGCCUUGGGAUUGAGUGGGCAUGUGGAACUCUUUUGAGAGAAGUACGGACAUGCAACCUCCGAGUCCUCAGUCCCGUGCCUAUGCUGGAAGUACUGCAGACCUUGGAAGACGACAUUGUGUCAACCUUCCGCCUCGCUCUUGAGGGACAGUCGGCAACCCCGCUGCUGCGAUAUCCACUUGACGGUUUCAUCAUAACCAAUGUGGCGCUAUCCAACACGAAAAACAAGACGAAAUUUAGCGUGGCAAAGCGCCAGCGACUCGUCUUCUUGCGAUUCCUGUUCUACCUAGCUGAGCGGUACGAAGAGAUCGCGUCCGAGUCUGGCGAAGUCGUGCUGGAAGCUUUGAAGCUGCAUAUCCUGCUCCUCAACGAUCCCAAUACGUCACGGUCGCUACUGAACCUGGAAAGGCUGCGUCAAUUCUCGGUGUACGAUACGAAAAACCUUGUGAAGAAUCUGCCGAAGCGAUGGGGCGGCGGUCGGCGUGAGCGGGCGUCAAGGCACCAGAGGCUGUCCAUCUCGGUGAGAGAUCUGCUUAGUACGCCGUUCUUGGAUGAGCAGACUUUGCGCGUGUUCCAGAGACUUGGAGGUCUCUUCACUUGGGUCGAGAAUCAUACUUCCCAUGCCAUUGCUGUCUUCCUGCACUACCUCUUCUACCUGGACACGCCACUCAUCAGGGCAGCCGACCGCUUCGACGGGAUCAGGGCCGGACCAGAAAUCAGGGAAGUCAUGGAAAAUCCCACCAAGGUGAGCGCAAAUAUCGCCGAGGUUCUGAUAGAGAAGGUACAAACCCAGUUGUUGUUCGCCCCAAAGGGGGACGCUGCUGUGAAACUUGGGGUUUAA
Molecule: messenger RNA, 2934 nt
Organism: Exophiala spinifera
Lineage: Eukaryota; Fungi; Ascomycota; Eurotiomycetes; Chaetothyriales; Herpotrichiellaceae
Exons: 1
Coding region: 1-2934 (977 amino acids)
Source: RefSeq, a predicted model, not a curated record